GUUUUGAUUCAGUUGUUGAUUUGUUUUGUUUAACAACAAUUAAGAGACUGAUUCAGUUAAUUGAUUUGAUUAAAAGUCUUUUUGAUUGACUAUUGUCAUUGUUUUGAUUCAGUUUAAUCAUUGAGAUUCUGAGGUUUUAAGUAUUUUGUUGUUGUUGUUUAUUUGUUAUUUGGUCUUUUGAUUUGGUUUUCAUUUCUGAUUGUCUUUGUUUUCUGUUGAUUAAUUUUAAUUGUCAUGGCAGAAUCUAAUCAGAUUGAGAUUCAAGGAAUCGGUGUAAUAUCAUGUUCAUCUUUUACUCCUUCUCAAAUUAUUGAAAAGAUUAUUGGAAACUCUUAUGACUCAUCUAAUUACGUUAAACAUCAAUUUGGAAAUCAUUUACUAUCCUGUUAUCCAUGGCACUUGUCAACAAAAUAUUAUGAUGCUGAUGUUUUCUUCAUUGAGAUUGUUGAUCGUGAUCUGAUUUGUGAACAAUUUGCUGAUUCCAUUCAAGCAGUUAUACUUUACCUUGACAAUUCCGAUGAAUCAUGUUGUCAAAAAUUUCACUCAUGGAAACCAUUCAUUGAAGAGUAUAAUCCAGAGAUACGAUUACUCGUUGUGGAGACAGCUAAAGAUGACGAUGAUUCGAUAUUCAACCGAACUGCUUGCAUGAAAUGGUGUAUUAAUCAUGAAUUUGAAUUAAUUGAAUUACAAGCGCAAGUGGAAAGCGAUGAUGACGAAUAUGAAAAUGAUUUUGUUGAGUCAAAUGGCACCAAGAGGAUAAUGCAAGCAUUAAGUGCUCAUACUUGGCCUUUCAUGGAAAUGCAUGAUUCGCCUCAAUAUAAGCCUUCACCUAAAUUUGAAAAUCUUUUAAGAAAUGAAUUUGAAAGUAGCUCUUCUCGAAUUGGUUUAAAUGGUCAAUUGGAUGAUAGAAAUGUUACUCAUAAGGAAGAUGCUGAUGAUGAGGAAGAGAUUAAUUCCUCAACUCGACAAAGAAUCGAUUCCAUUUUCGAAGAAGACAAGGAAAUCUUUGAGAAACUCAGUGAAAAUCAGGACGUCGAACUGGACGAUUUGUUUGGUAAAUUCAAAGAUUUAAAAAAAAAAGCAGAAACCCUGUCAGGGGAAGAGAGGCGACUUUACGCUGAGAAGAUCACUCUUGCCUUUUGGCGAUCUCUUGGUGGCCCUGACGAUGAAAUCGAAGGUCUCGACGAUUAACUAGCAAUCUAAUCUAACAUCGGAUUACAAGUUCUCAUCAUCAUCAUCUUUCCAAUAAUAGUAUAAUAAUAUUAUUAAUACCACAAGAUAUCUUAUAUUUGGUAAUUGAAAUCGUGUUUAUUGAAAAAUAUGAUAAAAUACAUUUACAAAUGUA
Molecule: messenger RNA, 1345 nt
Organism: Panonychus citri (citrus red mite)
Lineage: Eukaryota; Metazoa; Arthropoda; Arachnida; Trombidiformes; Tetranychidae
Product: alpha- and gamma-adaptin-binding protein p34-like
Exons: 6
Coding region: 235-1191 (318 amino acids)
Source: RefSeq, a predicted model, not a curated record